Brugia malayi is the source of this 105-nucleotide messenger RNA. RefSeq lists its product as uncharacterized. Lineage: Eukaryota; Metazoa; Nematoda; Chromadorea; Rhabditida; Onchocercidae. The coding region runs from base 1 to 105 and encodes 34 amino acids. The record is from RefSeq and is a predicted model, not a curated record. The transcript has a single exon.
AUGCUAUUAGAUUUUCCUACAGAUGUUUUGAACUGCGAUGACGGUGAAAAUUUGUUGAAAGAUGAUUGCUUCCUUUGCUUUAUAUUGUCACUGCCAACAAUUUGA